Messenger RNA from Recurvomyces mirabilis, 1086 nucleotides. RefSeq lists its product as uncharacterized. The transcript has 2 exons. Gene Ontology annotation, molecular function: threonine racemase activity; serine racemase activity; pyridoxal phosphate binding. Lineage: Eukaryota; Fungi; Ascomycota; Dothideomycetes; Mycosphaerellales; Teratosphaeriaceae. Bases 1 to 1086 code for a protein of 361 amino acids. The record is from RefSeq and is a predicted model, not a curated record.
AUGAUCAGCACACCUACCCUGAAUAUUCAAGCCAUUCGACAAGCCCAUUCCAUCAUUCGAGAGAGUGCAUACAGAACACCAGUACUGGUGUGUCCCGCAUUACCGAAAGCAGUCAGCACCGCCUUGACUGCCCACGACGAUGAACCGUCGAAGCAGGCUCCAAUCGAGAUCUAUCUCAAAUGCGAGAACUUCCAAAGAGCCGGAUCGUUCAAGUUUCGAGGAGCAUACCACUUCCUCUCACAAUUGAGUGAUGUGUCCCUCUGCGCGGGAGUCGUCUCGUACAGUACUGGCAACCACGCCACCGCACUAACCGUAGCCGCCACCAUCCUCUCCAAAACCAAAAACUUUCCCAUCCCAGUCACAAUCGUAAUGACAUGGACAGCCAGCCCUGUGAAAAUCGACACGAUCCGUCGCCUCGGCGGGACGGUGAUCCAGCAUGGUCCGACCCUGGUGGAGUGUAUGCAAAUCGCAGAGGCCUUCCAGCUCGAAACGGGCGCUACGCUGUUACCUCAGGGCCAUCCGUGGAUCGCCACGGGCCAGGGGACAGUGAUGCUGGAGUUCCAGGAGCAGAUGAAGGAGUUGGGGUGUGGUGGUAUAGAUGUUGUGAUCGUGCCUAGUGCUGGGGGUGGACUGCUCGCUGGGACGGCGGUGGUAUGUCAUGAUUCUGGGUCGAAUAUCAGAGUCUUCGGUACGGAGCCGAGUACUGGUGGCGCGAAUCUUGCUCUGGCUCGUCUGAGUGGUGAACAGGUGACUAGUAUUACUGGCACGACAAUCGCGGAUGGGCUGCGCUUGACGACGGCCGCUUGUAAUUGGCAGUACGUCAAGGAUCCCGCCUUCGUCCAGGGCGUCUUCCAAGUCCAUGACUGGCAGAUUCGGCAUGCGCUGGCGUGUUUGGUCGAGGAGCUGAAGUUCAUGGCAGAACCGAGCUCGGCGGUACCCCUAGCUGCGCUCCUAUUCAACGAAGAUUUGCAGGAUGCUCUUCGGAGUAUGAACAGGGGUAUGCCGAUCAAGGUGGGCCUGGUGCUGACAGGAGGUAAUAUUAGUCUUGAUGCAUUGAGGGCUUUGCUGGAAGGAGGUGAGGGGUGA